Scomber japonicus (chub mackerel) is the source of this 2646-nucleotide messenger RNA. RefSeq names its product bile acid-CoA:amino acid N-acyltransferase-like. Gene Ontology annotation, molecular function: fatty acyl-CoA hydrolase activity. Lineage: Eukaryota; Metazoa; Chordata; Actinopteri; Scombriformes; Scombridae. The coding region runs from base 268 to 1560 and encodes 430 amino acids. The record is from RefSeq and is a predicted model, not a curated record. The transcript has 11 exons. Gene Ontology annotation, biological process: fatty acid metabolic process; acyl-CoA metabolic process.
ACAGAAAAGGUCGGUGUGUUGCUUUCAGUCAGUGUCGCUGCCAUUAAAACGCGAUAUAAUGCCAAAAAACGACUUUUUAGCUUCUUCUACUGACUCGAUGCUGAUGGAUGAACUAAAGAGGAUUAAGUGUGUGUGAGACAUUGUUCUUACCCGCAUCACUGAAAGGACUAAAAGAGGAGAGACAUCGUUCACAUGUAGAAAGUGAACGCAACGACCUUAAUACUACUCCUGCUGUGUGUUUUGGCUUGUUUUAGACGUUUAUCGACCAUGUCUCAGGCUGUCCCCCCGCUCCUCUCCGUCCUCCCCACUCGUGCUCUGGUCGACGAGAAGAUCAAGGUGCUGGUGGAGAACCUGCCGGCCGGAUCUCCGGUAACCCUUCACUCCCUCCAUCACUCCGAGGACAAAGACUACUGGGAGGCCUACGCUCACUACGUCAGUGACCACAGAGGAACAGUGUCCGUUGCAGAGGAUUUGAGUUAUGGAGGGACGUACGCAGGAAUCGAACCCAUGGGUUUGUUGUGGAGCAUGCGUCCCGUCCCAGGCAGCCGGAAAGGCCUCAGGUUGAGAAAGAUGGACGUCCGCAGCCCGAUGCCCGUCAACAUCUCGGUUUACAGUGGACACAUAGCCGAGGGCUUCAGAGAAAAGCCUCCUCUGGCGUCGGUGCUCACUGAGAGAUGGUACAUGGCUCCGGGGGUCCGGAGGGUCGAUAUCAAGGAGAAAGGAGUUCGAGGGACUUUGUUUAUACCUCCAGGUCCAGGACCCUUCCCAGGUCUGAUGGAUAUGUGGGGAGGCGGUGGAGGUCUGCUGGAGUAUCGUUCGGCCUUGCUGGCGUCCCAUGGUUUUGUGUCUUUAGCGCUGGAGUAUUUCUCCCCCGGUGAGCUGCAGACAGCAGAUCUACAGUUCAGAUAUUUUGAGACUGCGUUUGAUAUUGUCAAGGAUCAUCCUCAAGUGAUUCCAGACAGAGUAGGGAUUUUCGGUCUUUCCCUCGGCUCGAUUAUUGCCUUGAAAUUGGCAGCUGAAAGCACCCUCGUCAAGCCUCGUUGUUGUGUUUGCGUCAGCGGCAACCACUUCUUUCCAACUGGAGCGACCAUCAACGCCAUCAGUGACCUGAUGGUAAAGAAUGCUCACAAGACGCGUAUAGACGAGAACGACCAUCACAUAUGGCGAGAUAUGUGUCUACCGAUUAGCAGUGACAUGUCAGAGAAAGUGGACGCGAGACAAAUAAACUGUCCAAUGUUGCUGGUCAACGGUCUCGAUGAUCAGAACACGGCCGCCGUGGAAGCUGCUGACGAUAUCGCCCUGAUGAUGCACGAAGCAGGUAAAGACCACCUGCUGACCAGACUGCAUUACCCUGACACUGGACAUCUGAUCGAGCCGCCGUACUCCCCUCACUUCAGAGCUACGAAGUUCAUCGUGAGCAGCACAAAAGCCAAAGUGAUUUUACUUUGGGGAGGACAAACCAAACCCCAUUCAGAUGCUCAGGAGGACUCCUGGAGGAAGAUCUUGACUUUUCUACAGCAGCAUCUUUACUCCAGUUUAAGUGCCAAAGCCAAGCUGUGAAUCAUUACAUAAGUUCAGACAGACCUGGCAAUCACUGCUGGAAAAUACAGCGUUAUUAUAUAAAUGUACUGUAUGUAUAAUAUAGUUUAUUAUAUGGUAUUAGGUACUCUCUGUAUUAAUCAUGUGCCUUUUGAUGUGAUUGAAUGAACAGAUUAGGAUGUUUUUUAGGGUCAUAUUGUGCCUCUAUUUCCUUAUUUAUGUGUCCACAAAGUCAGAAUUAUGAAUGAGACAGACUGGAUAAGUAUUAUUUUAAGGGUUGUAACUGAUCUGUCAAGUAUUUUCUCAGUUAAUCGAGUAGUCGUUGGGCAAAUGGUGAAAAAUGGUGAAAAAUGACCAAUCCCUUUUAUUCCACAAAGCCCAACGUGCAACCUGAAAUAUCCAAACCAACAGUCCAUAACCCAAAUAUAUUCAGUUUAUUGUCAUUAAGGGCUAAGAAACAAGACAAUAUCAAUGUUUAAGAAGCUAGAAUAAGAGAAUUUUGGCGUUAUUCGUUAUAAAAAAAUGUAUUAAUCAAGUAAUAGACUAGAAUUAUAGCUAUUAUAGUGAUUUCAGUUUGACAUAGCCUCUUGUUAGAUAUCUUAACCAAUCAUUAGUGAUGAAUAUUAAGCUGCUCUGAUGUAAUUUCCAGGUGUGUUAAUUGGUGUAUAAUACAUAUCAAUUGUUAAAAGUUCUCCACUUCUUGUUCCCUCAAUUUAUAACGAGAGGAAAGAAGCAGAUGCCAUUUUUAGGAUUUUAUUUUUCUUUAUUAGAGAUACUCAGGGAUUUUGAUUAAAAGAAAAUGUAAAUGUAUGAAAAGUAUGGUUGGUGCAUGUUUGGUAUUAAUAUUAAAGGUGCAGUGUGUAGAAUUGGGUCGCAUCUAUUGGAACAGACUUUGCAAAAAAUGGAAUAUAAUAUUAAUAUAUAUGUUUUAAAGAGUGAAAGGGGUAUUCAGUUGGGUGCAAUAUACAAUCUCACCACUAGAUGGCACUAAAUCCUACACUAGUCCUUUUUUAGAAACUUAAUAACACAGAGUAUGGGAGCAAAUUUUUUGAUGAAUUAACAUGUUUGUCUGUAAAAUGCAUUGAUUUUUAAAAUAAAAACAUUGUA